AUGGCGCUGCCGCAGCUGAUGUCUGCAGAGAGCGGCCUCCGCGCCCAGCCGCUGACGGCGGACCAGGCAUCCUGGGUGGCGUCGAUGCUGCCGCUCGGCGGUCUCUGCGUGCUGCCCCUGUUGGCCGCACUCACCUCGCACGUCGACCGCAAGACACUCGGAUACCUCGCCGCGCCGCUACAGCUUGCGGCGUGCGUCGUCCUCAUGUCGUCCACCGAGGUCGCAGCUCUCUAUACCGCUAGGUUUCUGGCGAGCGUGCACGGCAUGUGCUCAGCACUGUUGGUGACGCUUUACGUGGGCGAGACUGCGAGCGACGGGGCGCGCGGCGCCCUCGGCUGCAUGCUGUCGCUACUCUGCAACUGCGGCAUACUUUGCGGCUACGUGCUGGGUGCCUGCCUGCCCUACCGCGCCGUCCUCUACGCCAACAUGGCGCCGCUCCUCCUGUACGUCAUCUGCUUCCCCUUCGUGCCUGAAACGCCGUACAAGCUGGCCAGCACCGGCCGCCAUCAGGACGCCAGAAAGGCGCUGCGGUGGCUCCGACGCGGAAUCUCCGAGGAGGAGGUGGAGCGCCAGAUGGCGUGCAUCCAGGCCUCGCUGGACGCGGGCGGCUCCAAGCAGGGCCGGCCGCUGUGCGAGCUCCUCCGCUGCCGGGCCACCCUCGUGGCCGUCGCCAUCGUCCUCCUGCUGUUCCUCAACCAGCAGUUCUGCGGCACCUUCUGCGUCGACAGCUACGCAGUCUUCAUCUUCAACGAAGCUGGCGGCUCCCUGUCACCUAAGACCGCAACCAUCAUCCUAGGCGUACUGCAGGUGGUUGGCGGCUUGCUGUCGGCGCCGCUGGUGGACCGCAUGGGUCGUCGCCCGACGCUGUUCCUCUCCAAUGCGGCCGUCGGCGCGUCAGUGGCGGUGAUGGGCGUGUACCUCUACCUGAAGGCGGAGACCCAGGCGGACCUGUCCAGCAUCGGCUGGCUGCCCGUCUCGUGCCUCUCAGUCUACGUGGUGAUGGUGGCCUUUGGUCUGGCCGCACUGCCGUACAUCGUGAUUGCCGAGAUCGUGCCUCCGAGAAUUAGAGGCUUAAUUGCCACCUGCAGCUACUUCGUCAUCUCGCUCACAGGCGGCACCAUGGCCAAGCUGUACCCGCUCAUGUCGGAAAGCAUGGGCACCUACGGUACCUUCUGGCUCUUCGCUGCCGUGUGCGCCCUCUCCACCCUUAUUGAGUGGUUCGUACUGCCGGAAACAAAGGGUCGCCCCAUCGAGGACAUCCUCAGGGAGCUCAACGGUGGCAAGGAUGUCUAUGUCAGCAGUACUUAGUGAUCUACCGACCUCGCAAAUUGCGCCUUGUAACAUCAUAGAUCAGGCUCGUCCAAACUGUGCCCCUGGGACGCUAGCGCGCGGCCAGCGCCCCGGGCGAAUUCGUAUGUUGCUGCAGUGGCCGAGCCGCGCCGCUUAGCUGGCCGUGCGGACUGCCCGAACGCCAGCCGAAAGAUAUAUUUAUUCGUCCGUUUUCCCUUCGGGCAGAGGACGUCUCACAAGUGCUUCAACUAGAGCUGAUUGUCCUACAGUGCCAUAUCCGCCCGAAGGACCGCUUUCUUAUGUGUAAAACUUUGGAUGACUUUUACAGCUGUCUUCCACGAGAGAAAUAUCCUCUUUUGCACAAGCACGCGGCCAUAGUUCUCAGUGUUUGGUUCCACGUAUAUUUGUGGGCGCUUUUUCGCUCUUUUAAAGGUUGCUAAAACUAAGAACCGUUCAUUCCUUGGCGAUAAAAAUUUCACCAAUUCUUUGAGGUUAGCAGUCUCACGGAAU
Messenger RNA from Schistocerca piceifrons (Central American locust), 1800 nucleotides. RefSeq names its product facilitated trehalose transporter Tret1-2 homolog. The record is from RefSeq and is a predicted model, not a curated record. Gene Ontology annotation, cellular component: membrane. The transcript is spliced from 4 exons. Lineage: Eukaryota; Metazoa; Arthropoda; Insecta; Orthoptera; Acrididae. The coding region runs from base 1 to 1308 and encodes 435 amino acids. Gene Ontology annotation, biological process: transmembrane transport. Gene Ontology annotation, molecular function: transmembrane transporter activity.